Molecule: messenger RNA, 1023 nt
Organism: Boleophthalmus pectinirostris (great blue-spotted mudskipper)
Lineage: Eukaryota; Metazoa; Chordata; Actinopteri; Gobiiformes; Gobiidae
Product: zinc finger protein 106-like
Exons: 7
Coding region: 139-588 (149 amino acids)
Cellular component (GO): membrane; cytosol
Molecular function (GO): RNA binding; SH3 domain binding
Source: RefSeq, a predicted model, not a curated record
GGACGCCAAGAGCGGCCUACUCCUGCGCACGCUCCAGGGCCACUCCAAGACUGUGCUCUGCCUCAAGGUGGUGAAUGAGCUGGUGUUCAGUAGCUCGAGUGACGCCUCUGUCCAUGCACACAACAUACACGGGAGCUGAUGAGGAUCUACAAAGGCCACGGACACGCCGUCACCUCCAUCGUGAUCCUCGGAAAUGUCAUGGUCACCGCCUGCCUGGACAAACUGGUGCGAGUCUACGAACUACAGUCUCAUGACCGACUGCAAGUGUACGGGGGCCACAGUGACAUGGUGAUGUGUAUGGCCGUUCACAAGAGCGUGAUGUACGCCGGCUGCUACGACGGCUCUGUCCACGCCACCAGACUUAACCUCACUGUCAACUUCCGCUGUUGGUGGCAGAACUGUGGCCUGAUCUUUGGUGUGGCGGAGCAUCUCGUUGACCAUUUAGUGAGUGACCACAGCAGCCCCAACCUGCAGACAUUCAAGUGCAGGUGGAGGGACUGCUCUGCCUUCUUCUCCUCACAGAGCGCAGUGAGACAGGGGCUUCCGGCCCAUAUGAAAAGCCACGUGGAGACGGACAGUGAACUGUGACGUUCCUUCACAUCAGGAUAGUCUGCUGUGCCUUGUUCCAGACUCUAGGCUUAUUAAUCAUUUGUUCAUUCAACAGUUUACAACUUUCAAAACAAUGUUACUCUUUGCUGAAUGUUAUUCUUUGUUUGUUGUCACCAACAUUUCAACAGCAUACUUUACCAGGGAUGCACCGAUACCGAUCAGUGUGUGUCGAUACCACUAUAAAGUGUGGCCAUGGUAAAGUAAGAGGACUAUACUCCAAAAUCCCUUUGUACAAAUGAUAAGUACUCAAAAUGAAAUACUGGUUUUGUAAAGUGGCAUCAGUGCUCCCCUGUAUAUUACAGUCUCACACUAAAUGGGUCAGGUAUAGAACGUGUGCAAAUACACAUGAUUUGUUUUCAUUGUUUUUUUCCCAUUUUUGUGUACAGUUGUACAGCAAUUAAAAUACAUCUUCUA